GUGCUCUUCUGGCAGCGAUUGCCGGCGUGACUUUGAACCCUUCGUGCAGUGUUGCUGGUUGUUGGGCAGACCCGGAGUCGCGGGACAGUCGCGCCUCUUCUGUGCUCGCCAUGAGGCUGCUGGGAGCCGCCGCCGCCGCGGCUGUGGGGCGCGGGCCGCUCCCGCAGGUCCCCGCCGCCCUGGGCUGGAAGGGGAAGCAGGCUAAUUGGAAGAUCUGCCGGUGGUGUUCAUCAGGGGUGAUUCCUAAUGAAAAGAUACGGAAUAUUGGAAUCUCAGCUCACAUCGAUUCUGGGAAAACUACAUUAACAGAACGAGUGCUUUACUACACUGGCAGAAUUGCAAAAAUGCAUGAGGUGAAAGGUAAAGAUGGAGUUGGUGCUAUCAUGGAUUCCAUGGAAUUAGAGAGACAAAGAGGAAUCACUAUUCAGUCAGCAGCCACCUAUACCGUGUGGAAGGAUAUCAAUAUCAACAUUAUAGAUACUCCUGGGCAUGUGGACUUCACGAUAGAAGUUGAAAGAGCCCUGAGGGUGCUGGAUGGCGCCAUCCUUGUUCUCUGUGCAGUUGGAGGGGUGCAGUGCCAAACCAUGACUGUGAAUCGUCAGAUGAAGCGCUACAGUGUUCCAUUCCUAACUUUCAUUAACAAACUGGACCGAAUGGGCUCCAACCCAGCCAGGGCCCUGCAGCAAAUGAGGUCUAAACUAAGUCAUAAUGCAGCAUUUGUGCAGUUACCCAUUGGUUUGGAGGGUGAUUUUAAAGGUAUUAUAGAUCUUAUUGAGGAACGAGCCAUCUAUUUUGAUGGAGAAUUUGGUCAGGUUGUUCGAUAUGGGGAAAUUCCAGCAGAAUUCAGGGCAGCAGCAGCUGACCACCGGCAGGAGCUGAUUGAAUGUGUUGCUAAUUCAGAUGAGCAACUUGGUGAGAUGUUUCUGGAAGAAAAAAUUCCCUCAACUUCUGAUUUAAAGCUCGCAAUUCGAAGAGCCACUCUAAAUAGGUCAUUUACUCCUGUCUUUUUGGGAAGUGCCUUGAAGAACAAAGGCGUUCAGCCUCUUUUAGAUGCUGUUUUAGAAUACCUCCCAAAUCCAUCUGAAGUCCAGAAUUAUGCUAUUCUCAAUGAGGAUGACUCACAAGAAAAAGCCAAAAUCUUAAUGAACCCUAAAAGAGACCGUUCCCAUCCGUUUGUGGGCCUGGCUUUUAAACUGGAGGCAGGUCGAUUUGGACAGUUAACUUAUGUCCGAAAUUAUCAAGGAGAGUUGAAGAAGGGUGAUACUAUCUAUAAUACGAGGACAAAAAAGAAAGUGCGGGUGCAACGGCUGGUUCGCAUGCAUGCCGACAUGAUGGAGGAUGUUGAGGAAGUGUUUGCCGGAGACAUCUGUGCAUUGUUUGGCAUUGACUGUGCUAGUGGAGACACAUUCACAAACAAAGAUAAUAGUGGCCUUUCUAUGGAGUCAAUUCAUGUUCCUGAUCCUGUCAUUUCAAUAGCAAUGAAGCCUUCUAACAAGAAUGACCUGGAAAAAUUUUCAAAAGGUAUCGGCAGGUUUACAAGAGAAGAUCCCACAUUUAAAGUCCACUUUGACACUGAGAGCAAAGAGACAAUUGUAUCUGGAAUGGGAGAAUUACACCUGGAAAUCUAUGCUCAGAGAAUGGAAAGAGAAUAUGGCUGUCCUUGUAUCACAGGAAGGCCAAAAGUUGCUUUCAGAGAGACCAUUACGACCCCUGUCCCGUUUGAGUUUACACAUAAAAAACAAUCAGGUGGUGCAGGCCAGUUUGGAAAAGUGAUAGGUGUACUGGAGCCUCUGGAGCCAGAGAACUACACUAAGUUGGAGUUUUCAGAUGAAACAUUCGGGUCAAAUGUUCCGAAGCAAUUUGUGCCUGCUGUAGAAAAGGGGUUUUUGGAUGCCUGCGAGAAGGGCCCUCUGUCUGGUCACAAGCUCUCUGGGCUCCGAUUUGUCCUGCAAGAUGGAGCGCAUCACAUGGUGGAUUCAAAUGAAAUCUCUUUCAUCCGCGCAGGAGAAGGUGCUCUUAAACAAGCCUUGGCAAAUGCAACAUUAUGUAUACUUGAACCUAUUAUGUCUGUGGAAGUUAUAGCUCCAAAUGAAUUUCAGGGACCAGUGAUUGCAGGAAUUAACCGGCGCCGUGGGGUAAUCACAGGACAAGAUGGAAUUGAGGACUAUUUUACAGUAUAUGCAGAUGUCCCUCUAAAUGAAAUGUUUGGUUAUUCUACUGAACUUAGGUCAUGUACAGAGGGGAAGGGAGAAUAUACCAUGGAAUACUGCAGGUAUCAGCCGUGUUCACCAGCCACACAGGAGGACCUCAUUAAUAAGUAUUUGGAAGCUACAGGUCAACUUCCUGUAAAAAAAGGAAAAGCCAAGAACUGACUUUCCUCACUUUGUUAACUAACUUUAACUGUCUCUAAGGUUUAGAUACCUUAAUGGAUUCCAGUGGAAUAAAUUCGGGCUGAAACAGGUAAUUUUAGAAGCCCUUCCUAUUACAUUCAGGAGCUUCUAUUAUAUCAAAGUUAUUUCUAUGUAUAUCUCAACUGUUGAUUGGUUUUAUACCUCAAAUAAAAUAUGAUUAUUAUUGAAA
Hippopotamus amphibius kiboko is the source of this 2580-nucleotide messenger RNA. RefSeq names its product G elongation factor mitochondrial 1 (gene GFM1). The transcript is spliced from 18 exons. Gene Ontology annotation, molecular function: translation elongation factor activity; GTP binding; GTPase activity. Gene Ontology annotation, biological process: mitochondrial translational elongation. Gene Ontology annotation, cellular component: mitochondrion. Lineage: Eukaryota; Metazoa; Chordata; Mammalia; Artiodactyla; Hippopotamidae. Bases 111 to 2372 code for a protein of 753 amino acids. The record is from RefSeq and is a predicted model, not a curated record.